GCAUCCAUUGCCUCGCCCACGUGCUCAGAGUUUUCCCUGUUCCUGAGAAAUGUGUGGGAACAAACCCUACCUGUGCGGGACCUGGACUGACACCACCCAGCCCGGUCCGUGCUGGCCCAGAUGUGAAACCCUGACCUUUAUUUACAGAAUAUUUUAACUUCAGCUCUUGAUUGAAAUUUGGAAUGAUUGGUAAGAACUUGUGUCCUUUUAAUCUGUCACUAAAGAAGAUGUGUUCUAUGGCGCUCUACACAACAGGGUCAAUACAAGAAAAGUCUGGGAAUGUCUUUUAAGCUCAUCUCUGUCCAGACUUUUUGGUUCUGUUUUUAAAAAGAUUGUCCAAACAUUUCAUUACAACAUUGUCAUUCCCAGUGAAUAAACCCUAAAUUAAUGGUGCUUUUUUAUUUUUAAAUGGGACAUAUGCCAUUUUUCAGAAGUUAUAAUAGUCUAAUGGGCUUUGCAAAACAUUUUAAAGUUUUUUGGAUAAAUUCUCUCCCACAUGAAGUGAUUUAAUCUGUUUUUCUUGACUGUUUCAGGCCUCUGUCACUUUAAGAAAAGUUUUGGUCCCCUUUUGUGACAUCACAAUUAAAAUUAACAUUCUGACAAACAUUUUAGACAUUUUCAAUCAUUUGAUGCAUUUAUAUCUUAUUAAAACACUUGUAGUUACUUGAACAAUCAGUUUUAGGUGGCUUGUGGUUUAAAGUCAAGGUCAGCGAAAUUGAUUAAAUGUGUUUAUAAUGCUAAUGAUUAAAUGCUAACUUGCUAACCAAAUGUUCCGAGCUUGGCAAACAUACAUUUGCUUAAUAUGAGCAUGUUGGCAUUGUCAUUGGAGAAUCAUGUUUGUAUUUGCCUCAAGCUCAAAUGACUGCAGGUCAAACCUGCCGAAACCAUAUCCAAGCUUAUUUACUCAUUCUUCCAUUGAUUCAGAGCACCUUUAGCUUAGUGUGCAAUUACAACCCUCUGUCCUUUUUCGUGUUCAUGUAUUUCCAAAUUCACUGGUAUUGCAGGGACAGUUUAUGAGUUAAUUUCUUUAUGAAUCUCACUUUCUGGCCUGAGAAAGGCCAUAAACAUGUAGGAAGCACUCGUGUCUUGCUACAUUUACGUGGCUCAUUCAUUAAAAAAGUGAAUGAGUUUUCCUGAUUUAUUCUAGUGUCCAUUAAACCUUUGAUAAAGAUUACUAAACUUAAUGACCUUAAAAAAUUGGUAAAAUUGGUGAAAUUCUUGUUAAACCAGCAUUGACCCAUAAAGCAUCCAAUGUGCAUUUACCAGCAAGUGAAAUGCUGCUCCUGUUAUGUCCAAAGGUACCGGUUGCAGUAUAAACUAUAGCUUUGGAGGACAGCCAGCAUUGCUACAUAUUUUUUCUAGAGUGGUUGUAAUGGCAGCUGUGCGCCAUUUGGUGUCUGGAGUGUUGCUAAGGAGCGUUUUGAUGAUGUAGGCUGCAUAUUGCCUUGUCAGGGUGUGCGUAAGCACAGGGCUCUUAACACUGACGUGGACGUAAAAUGCAGGACAGGCAACGCUGCAGGAGGAGUGCUUGUCUCAGACCUCCCUCCCUCCCCACUCCCCGGAUAAAAGUUUGUAUUGAUCUGUAGGCUUGGAAGAAAAGGAUGCACAGACAAGCAUAAUGGUUAAGCAAGCAAAGCAGCCGUAGCGACUCAUUUCUCUCUCCUGCUACUUUGUUGGCCUGGUCUGUCUUUGUUCCCGCUUUUAUAACCAAGUGUGCUCAUUAAGUCCCACAUCUUCCUUAUUUCUCUGCUGCAGUGUUGUCCUCCUGGGCUCUGUAUUUGCAUGCCGUCACACAUACACAAAUACACACACGUACACUACUGCGCCCCCCCCCCCCCUCCCCCAUUGUUUUCUCCGUCUGUGUCUGCCACCAUCAGACAGAGGGACUGAUAAAAUCUGUUCCAAUGCCCUCUCCUCCUGUUUUUUUCCACUCCCUCUCUCCUUCAUGUUGCCUAUGUAGUUACAUUUAUGUGCAUGAGCAGGUGUUCCGCUGAACAAUAUUGUUUCAUUCGAAAAUGUGGCUAAAUCAUAGUUUUCUGCCCUGUCUUGUUAUCUGUAUUCACAUAGUGUGUGGACACGUCACUCUGCUCCCCGAGUGUGAGCUGAACAGCAGGUUGCAUGCAUCAUCCUUGCAUCAUACUGCAGUAUGUCUCCCACACCAGUAACCCUUCAGCGUCUGUGAGAAGGAGCUGUCUGGAGUCAGCUCACGGCCAUCGCACCGUUUAGACAUUAGCAUGUGGCUUAUAUGACUUCCAUGACUGCGUUUGCACCAGUCAAAGUGAGGGAAACAAGGACAUGCUCUGUGAAGGGAGGAGCUGCAUUUUACCGUGCGCUGUUAUUGGUCAGAGUUACGUUCUGCUUUCCUGUAAACCUCUGUCUGAUUGGUUUCUGCUUUACAUUGAGCAUGGCAGCUGCAGUUGGGAAGACCUGCCCCUUCUUUUCUCUGCCUUUUCAUACCUUUUCUGUUCACAUUAAUAACUGUCUGAGAGCCCACUGCAUCACAUGUGCUGACCUAUCCCAGCUCAAGGAUGCCAGUUUUUUUUUUCUAGUGAAUAACCACGUAAAGUUUCCUAAUUACUUUCUGCUGGAUAGCGUGCAGGGGGGCUGGAGUGACGUCUCGCCUGCAAUCUCCCUCCAUCCCCUCUCUCUCUCUCCCUCUCCUCUGUAUCACUUAAUCAAGACAUGGCUUUCCCUUUCCUGUUCAUUGCUGCCUCCCUCCCUCCUGCUCUCCUACAUGUUUGCCCUCGCUCACUUCUCUGGCUGUAUUCCUUCCACCUUCCUGCAGCGUGAUCUUCAGCCACCCUUAAAAGACGUUCUACACAAGCAAGACGAGCAAGGACACGCAGCAGAGAGGUCAGCGAAGAGGAUGACAGCCGAGGAAUAGAGCGCGGUGAAGGAGGUUGAGGAACAGACGGAAGUAAGAGAAGGACCUGGAACUCCAAAAGUGCCUACCUCAUCCAUCCCAUGUUGCUGAGCUGCGGUCCCGACAUACCCUGAGCCAAGCUACAGCUUUGUCUCAUCUUUCCAGAGUCAUCACAGUGUGAGGUUCUGCUUUUUGGGCCCCCCACUCUUUGUCAGGUUGUACAUAUGCAACCAUAACCGAGCCACAGUGACUGCUCCAGGCCUGACCAUGUUGACAUGAAUGUGAAUAAAUCUCACAGUGGCUGUCAGCUUAUUACAAGUGAGUUUACAGACAUAUCUGGAUAGAUCACAGUGAUGUCUUUGGAGUAGUUUUCUCUUUUUUGUUAUCUUUUUUGAGGCAGAGCUGGCCUCUGCUCAUAGUUAAUCUCCAGAGAAACUUCAGCAGACACUUUCUUGAGAAGAACUAAUAAACAUCUCCAAAAUUACACCAAACAGAAGGACUCUGACUGUUUGCACUAGAGAAAAAAAGAUUUUUUGCAUCUUUUUCCUUUAAUUUUUUAUUUUGUUGAAUCACCAUUAGUCACCCUUGAUCUGGUUGGGCAUUUUUCCAUCUAUUUGUUCCAACCUCAGCUUGGUGUUUGUGAGCGUCUCAGAUGGCUGUCAACAUGACCAUGGGACGAGACACCAAAUGGCUGACCUUGGAAGUGUGUCGUGAGUUUCAGAGAGGCACCUGCUCACGGUCUGAUUCAGAGUGUAAGUUUGCACAUCCCUCACGGAGCUGCCAUGUGGAGAAUGGUCGAGUCAUCGCCUGCUUUGAUUCACUCAAGGGUCGCUGCACACGAGAGAACUGUAAAUACCUGCACCCACCCCCACACCUGAAAACACAGCUGGAGAUUAACGGGAGAAACAACCUGAUCCAGCAGAAGGCUGCAGCCGCCAUGUUGGCUCAACAGAUGCCAUUCAUGCUGCCUGGAGCACAACUGCAGCCAAUAACAACAUUUCCUGUGACCCCCUCUCUGGCAACAAGUCCUAGCAUGGCCUUCAGUCCAUAUCUCAGCCACAUGGGCCCAGCUAUGGGUCUGAUGCCUGAGCUGCUUACCAGCACUCCCCUACUUGUCCCUGGGAGUCCCACCGGCAUGGCAGCAAUGGGGAAUGGCACCUCUGCACAAAAACACACACGCACAGACAAGCUAGAGGUUUGUCGAGAAUUCCAGCGUGGUAACUGCACGCGGGGCGAGAACGAGUGCCGCUACGCUCACCCUCUGGAGGCCAGCAUGGUGGACUGCAGCGAGAACUCAGUCAUUGUCUGCAUGGACUACAUAAAAGGCCGCUGCAGCCGGGACAAGUGCAAGUACUUCCACCCACCGGCUCACCUGCAGGCCCGGAUCAAGGCCUCACAGCACCAAGCCAGUCAAAACACAGCAUCCGCACCCUUGGCUUUGCCUCCAGGCGCGGCGCAGACACUACCAAAAAGGCCGGUCCUAGAGAAGAGCAAUGGCGCUGCUGCCACAGUUUACAACCCUAGCAUGUUUCACUACCAGCAAGCUCUGGCUAACGUGCAGCUCCAUCAACCAGCCUUUUUCCCAUCUGUAGAUCCUUCAGAGAUUCUGACCUCCGACCCAGUGGAGCUCCAGUGCGUUCCCAUGGAAACUCAUUUCUGCUCCAUCCCCAAGCUGCUGGUGUCAGCUCCAGUGGCUCUAAACUCAGUAAGCCUUUCACGAAACCCCAGUUAAAGUUCUUAAAACCCUGCAGCGCUGCAGCAAACGCGUGCCUCGCCCACAGUACACACCAACUCAGUGGCAGAGACUUCUGUAGAGAGAGAGAGACUGUUCAUGCAAUACAAGCCUGGAAUUAUUUCUGCUGCUUUACGGCAGCCAUCCCAGUGCAAAGAGACCUUAUGAGCAAUAGAGCUCCCUUGUUCUGACAGCCAUACAUGAUCACACACACACACACACACACACACACACACACACACACACACACACACACACACACACACACACACACACACACACACACACACUCACACACAUUAAAGACUAAAUGCCCUUUACAGGUUGCAGCCAUGACAUGAAGCAGAUUUUAUGGUUCCAUCAUCAGAAAAAGUUCUUUCUGGAAACACAAACUGACCUGCUGCUGUCGAAAACCAUAACCUGUUGUUUAAGUGUUUUAAACACAACAAACAUGUAUGUUGUACUGUGUACUUCAUCACUGAGUUUGUUCUCCUGGUCUCAUCCUGCCUGAUGAUGUAUCAGGAAGUUCAUUUGUUUGUGCCUUUCUGUUUCUUUUCCUUCAAAAAGAGUAAGCUUGUUUUCCAAGAUUAUUUAACAGAAAAAUGUGGGCAUGUUAUUUGCAAUUAAAGGUUUUACUGAUCAUAGGUUUCUAAUGGAUUCACGAAUAGCUUUUAAUGAAGGAAUACGUUAUCAAAUUGUAUUUCUUGUGUUGUGGUAAUGUAGGAGGAUGGAAAUCAGUUUUUCCUUGUUUAUUUCUGGGUCGUAGCGUGUUAUAACAGGGAUGUAUUCACUUUUAGUUCAAGGGGAUGAAUGUGGGCUUGUUUGUUAAGGUGGUGGUUCUUAUUUUUAUUUUGAGAAACGAUGAUUAAACAAGCAAACUGCCUUAAAGCAGUUGGAGCCGUUUUCUUCAUGUGACAGUUUGUGUCUUCAGAAACUGCUCAGGUAUUAAAAGUAAUGAGUUUGAGCAGGGAUGUAAUUCUUCUUUGGUUUGUGAUGGGUAAUUGUUCAAAUAGAGUUUGUUGAUACAUUCUUUUCAAAUCUUCAAUACACCUUAAAGAGCAAGUCAACCUCAAAUAAAAAAUUUUGCUGAUAAACUGCAUAAAUGAGUGUCUAAUAGUGCAGUAGACAUGUGUAGUAUUUUUUGGGCCUUUUGAUGCAUCUUAUUUAAAGAGAUACUUUCUAAUUUUUCCAUAUAUUUAAAUAAUUUCCUUGAACCAGUAUGCACUAAAAUGACCCUUUACAGGGUUAACGAAAGGCCCCCCAGCCACUAUCGCCCCCUGUGGCCAGAAUAUUCCACUUGCAACUUCAGAGUACCAGUCUGGUCUGUUGGGACUUAGAAAAAUAAAUUCAGAUGACAUACCUGGCGCUGCAGUCCCAUUCCUAUUAAAAUAAUUUUAAAAAAUCAACCUAAAUCCUUCAUUAUUGUGCCCUCUUCAGGUUAGACUUGUUGUUGUUUAUGUUGUUUAUGUGCUUAGCAGACGCUUUUUCCCAAAGCGAUUUACAAUUUUUUUUUAACCUAUAGGGCAUGUUGUGAUAAAAAAAAAUGCACUACAUUGAAUUUGAAUCAGCCAUUGGUUCCUUGUGACCUUGCCUGCAUUACUCUGCUUCACUGAACUGGACUGCAGCAGAGUCUUGGCAAUGCUUCUAGCUGGCUCGGGCCACUCACAAGCUGAUACUAAACAAUAAGGCUCAGGGCAGCUCGCCUCCUUCAAAGAAAGCUUCCUCCUGUCUUUCCUCUUGUCAAGGUAGACAGGAACCCUACUGGCGAAUGGGGUCAGUCACCAUCCCAGCGCUGCUCUCCCGAUUCACCCGGCCACACCUCCUUUCAGCGCAUUUUUCAAGCAGGUGCAGGCGCAGUGUGUAUUUUAUAAUCCCACUGUUUUGUGCCAUGGAUUUCACAUAUGAUGUUCGUGAAUUUUAACCCUCCCACUGUCCUAAUGGGUGUGAUCCUGUGAGGAAAGUUAACCAUUGAGCAGGGCUGAUGGUCUAUCCCUUGGGUCCAUGUGGCAGGGGUGAGGAGUGAGCACCACCUCACCCCUGCCACACGGACCUCAAGGAAUAAACCAUCAAUCCUGCUCAAUGGUCAACUUUCCUCGCGGGGUCACUCAUAAAGACAGUGGGAGGGUUAAAGAAGCAUUUUGAUACCAAUAACUCACUUAUUUUCGAACAGGGAGAAACUCUAUUUUAGGUUUCGUGUGAAAAUAAGUCCAGGACUACAAAUGCGCAUCACGAAAGUGACGUCAUCAAACCAGACAUGGAGAAAACUGAGGAAAAAUGGCUGUAAAUUCAGCAAACUUCCCACAGGAGGAAAGAACCUCCAUAAAUCUGGUCAUUUGUUAAGAAUAGCAGCUAUGCUAGGGGAGAGGAGAUUAUGUGGUGAUGUCACAUAUGCAACGUGCCAAUUUCUGGUGUGUAGUCAUGCUAAUUACAAACUUUUACAAGCUGAUAAAUCUCAAAGUACGUGGCUGGCAUAGUUGAAACACCCAUCAUUACUUUUCAUUGAAAUUGCAGUACAACAUAUGUGUGAUCCAGGACGUAAGGCAAUGCGGAUUAGAAAACAGCGUUUUUAGCCUCGUUGACUUGUGUUCAUUUUUUCGUUCUUCCAGGGACCCAUGAGCCGACCAUAAAGGGAGGAGACUUAGGCUCCCUAUACAUAAGACACCCCAUGGACUGGUGCUACUUAUUGGAGCUGGUGUAAUAGCGAGCCGCCAUCUCGGAUGGGUUCCCAUUUGGCCCAUUGCAUUUAUUUCUACUGAGGAAAGUGUUUACCCAAUUUAAAAAAAAAUACUUUUUAUUCUGCUCUUUCGCUAAAUCAGACAUGUGACAUGACAAGAUGGUUAAAAUAUAAAAAUAAUUAAAUUAAACAAAUGACAUUAAAAUAUAAAACCCCAACAGGUAGGCUAAAAAAGUUAAUAAUAAUCCUACGUGAUCUGUUUCCAAUGAUGCACCAGUUGUUGCAACCGUAGGCUGCACAGAAAACUGCAUCGUUACCCACCCUGUGUUGACUCCAGUUUGAGAGUGAGGAACCCACCCAAUAUGGCAGUGACGCUGUUACGCUCUCCAGUGCCCAAUAGACGCGCAUUCAAGUUUAUAAAGUAAGAAAGGUUGGGGGUGACUUGCUCUUUAAAUGAUCUGAAAACUAAACUAUAUUCCUGAAUCAUUUUCUUGAAUUACAAACAUUUAAAACUGGCUCCACUUUUUUCUGGAUUCAUUUCCUAAUGUUGUGCCUAAAGUAUGCCGGAUAUGCAAGAAGUUUUUCCAUUUAUUGCAAUACUUCAACAAUUCCUCUAAAUAAUUUUUAAUCUCAAACAGAGAUCAGUUUUUAAACAAAAAUGACAUCUUUAUUCAGGCUGAGUAAGGAAACGAUACAAGAUUCAUGUUGAACGGCUCUUCAGGGAGAAAUCUGAGAACUUGAAAAUGUCCUGUCUGAAGUUUUUAUGCGUCAUCUUUUCUACUGCUGCAUUGUUUUUGUCAGAAGUCAUCUGACUUUGAAUAAUGAAGUAACAGCUGUUGUGUCCAGAAAGUUAAAAAAAAGAGAGGAAUCCAAACUUCUAACAAGGAACUGCUUUGUUUGUGUAGAACUGAAGUCUGAAAACUGGGCUGAAAUCACUUUAAUCCAAAUUCAAAUGUGCCUCUUUCAAGUCUCCUUAAACCACCACUGUCAUCACACUGUAAAUACUGAUGCUCAAAGAUCCAUCUUUCAUUUAGUUCCUCAUCAAGGUAAUAAAAAAUGUUUCUCAGAGGCAGCUGUGCUGUCUUAUUGUUGAUUUAGAAUAUAAAUAAUCCUGUGGGGUGUGUGUCCCAAGUGUGUACACCGAGAAGAUGGAUUUUAUUGUUUUAAAAUGCUGCAGAUAUUCCAGCAUAUUCCACUCAACAUUACUCUCUUUUAAUGAUGUUAAUAUUUUGUGAAUGUAUCUAAUGCAAAAACCACACAUGCCCCUCUGAAAGACAGGCAUGCUGAAAUGUAAUAACUCACUGUACAAAAACCUUCAGAGUACCAUGAUGAUACUGUGCUAAGAUGUAUAAAGGUGUGUGUGUUGUUAUAUAGAUUUCUAUUUAAUGUCAAUAGUUGGUGUGACUACUUAUAGAAAUAUUUUUCACUUUGAGAAGAAUUAGACCAGAAAUGUACCCUUAUAGGUAUAAAUGUACACCGUUUAGGUACGUGGAGAAUUGUUUAUAGACCAGUUGAAGCAGGUGGACCUGAAAACCCUUUAUCAGUAGGAGGAAUGCACUCCCCUCUAAACUUUAUGUCUGCAGACUGAUUCAUUUAGGCCUAAACAGUUUAAUUUCUGUCUGUAGACUCUGCUAAACUCACGUGUCAGAAAUACUAACAUACAUGUGUGCACAAACACUCAGAUCUUUACAAUGUUACGGUGCGAUAAUUAAUUUUUACUCCGCUUGUUGAAACUGAAAACAAUUUUGGGGGGAAAAAAUAGUAGAGAUUUGUUUGCAUAUUUGAGUUUAUUUAUUUAUUUUUUUGCCCAACAACUUGUAAAAUAAGCCCUAACUGAGAAAUAAUCAAAAAUAAAGGGACAAGCCUCCAGCUAUGAUGCUAGCGAGUACUAGUGCUCAAUAAUAUAAAUCAGUAGAAAUUAGGGAUGGACCGAUUUAUCGGUUGACCAAUAUAUUGAGCCGAUUUUUUUUAUUUUUUUUUACAUAGCAUCAGCCGAUUUACCUCUUUAAAGCCAAUUUAAAGUCAGGCAAUUGUGCGGGCAGUCUGGUGCUUCUGCAGAAUUAUAUUUAAAUGUAUAUUUACGUUCCUAAAGCUGCAGCUGUUACACACCUGCUUAGACUCUAUCAAAACCUGGAUGGCUGGGAGCUUUCUUCAGCAGAAUGAAGAUAAGACUGAGAUCCUCAUCUGUGCCCCAGACAAGCUGGUUCCCAAAGUCAGAGACUCUCUUGGUCAGCUUGCUUCUCACACCAAACCUUCCGUCAGGAAUCUUGGCGUGACCUUUGACCCAGCUCUCACCUUGGAUUCUCAUGUCAAUUCUCUUGUUCGCUCUUCCUUUUUCCAUCUCAGGAACAUUGCUAAGCUGAGUCCCAUUCUGUCCCGCUCUGAACUUGAGACAGUUCUCCACACCUUCAUCUCCUCACGCUUAGACUACUGUAACUCUCUUUUCACGUGUCUGAGCAGAACCUCCCUGAACCGUCUACAGGUGGUUCAGAAUGCCUGUGCUCGGCUUCUGACCAAGUCCUCCAAACACACCCACAUCACCCCGCUUCUCCUCCAGCUUCACAACUUCAGGGUUCAUUUCAAGAUCCUGGUUCUGGUCUAUAGGGCCUUACAUGGACAAGCACCAUCUUACAAUGGUGAUCUUCUUAGUCCCUACACCCCCAGCAGGUCCCUGAGGUCCAGUGAUCAAAGCCUACUGGUUGUGCAGCACCAGGCUAAAGACCAAAGGUGACAGAUCAUUUGCUGCUGUGGUCCCCAGACUCUGGACCUCUCUCCCCCUGAGCCUGAGAUCAGUGGACUCAGUGGUCUCCUUCAAAAAGCAGCUGAAGACUCACUUGUUCAAGCUGGCUUUUGUAUGACCUUCUUCACCACUCUCUCUUUAUUCUGCUCUCCCUACCUAUUCCGCCUUCCUCAGGAUCCACUGAUUUCCCUCUUUCCUAUUCACCCUCUCUCUGGAACAGAGGAGAAAUUAGUUAAAUAAUACAAAAGUACAACUUUAUCACCACACUGAACAAUAAUUUUGCAGAAACAAGACACAUCUGAGAACAGCAGAUCUAUUUUUGGCACUGUUGCUAGGCAACCGGCAUUUUAAUUUGAUACUUUAGGCCUUUGAGGAUUGAAGUUUUAACAAAACACUAAAAUGUCUCAAAGACAAGAUGCUUUUGUAGUCUGGUUCAAAAGUGCUUCAGUUUAAUUAGAAACCUGUAUGAAUGCCUGUUAAAUUUAUAAAUAAACUAUCCCAUUAUAAAGACUGUGAUGUUCCGAUAAAAAUGGGCUUUACUGGUGUGAAAGAUGAGACCCGCUCCUUUAACCCCUCUGACAUCUGAUGGAUUACUCUGUUUGACUUCUGCCCAGUGGGGAUGAUAUUAAUCUGCAUUCCUUGAGGCCAAUAAAGUAAUUAGAUUAAUCUACCUAAAUGCUUUUAAAAAGAUUGUGGCAUGGUCUAUUUUGUGGCUUACUUCCCCCCUCAUACUGUUAAAGUUGUUAUUUAUUUAGGCCUGUUUAUAUUUAUGUAGAACCAACUGUGAUAGUCGUGUUCUCAUUAUUUAGCAUGUUCACAUUUAUUCCGUCCUGAGAAUAUAAUAUAGGCCUUAUUUCUGAAACAGUGUAUAGAUGUGGUAGCUAUGAAAAACGACAUUAUCGUAAUAAACUGUUUUUAGACAUUAAAACAAGGCAUGAAGAUAAAUAAAAACAAAUUAUAUUUAUUAGUUUGUCUCUAGACCAACAGAAACUAAUUAUACACAUCUGGGUUGUUAAUGGUAAUUGCUGCUAUGACAGCAUUACAACAUGUCUACCUUUCUAUUAUCCUUGCAUAAUUUCUUUCUCCUAAACACAAACAUCACAGUAACUUAUUUAAAAAGGGGAAUGUCUGAUUAUUUCUCAUUAAAACAUCAUGAGUGGAUAUUUUACGAGAGAAUCUUCAGAACCUCGUGGGUUGGGUCAAAUGUUUUGUUAUUUUUUUGCUUGGCUGACCAUAAAUGGAAAAACACCCCGUUAAUUGUGUUCUUAAUGCAAAGACAGGGUUCUUGAAGUUAAUACUUGACAGUCAGUGAGGUAGAGAGGCUUUUGCAUGAACUGAAACAUCGUCUUUGUUUCCUCUUAAGUCAGACUAGUUCUCCUGCAGAACAGAAACCUGUUUCAGUUUUGGGCCCAAAGUUGCGGUCCAUCUCAGAACCCAGCUGUGCUGGGUGAUGUCAGUCCUGGCUGAGGUGUAUACGAAUGUGUAACCUUCACCUUGUUUGCACUUAUGUACAUAAAAUAUGUUAAAAUACUCUAAAUUUAUUUUGAAUAAACAGAUAAAAGAGAUGAUUGGAAAAAAAACACUGUAUUGUUGACAUGUCAGCUGUUUAAUCACCAUGUGGAAAGAUUGCUUGCUGGUAUCUGUUCUCAUGUUUUUGUGUUAAUGAGGACACUUUGCUUAGAUUGCUUUUGACAUUUUUUUAAGUUAAGUUUCAUUUAUUGUUAGAUGAAGACACAGACAUAUAAAGUGGUGGAUUAAAACAGAUUUAAUAAACCAGUGCUGACUUUGUCUGAUAAAUCCUCAUAAAUUACCAAAAUAAAAGCACAGAGGUACCCCACCUGCAGGCUGAAAGAAGCAGAAGUCAAUUCAGACCUGAAUGUGCAUGCUAGAUUCCUCCACAGCAUUUUAAACUUUUGCUCCUUAUUUCUAAUAAUUCUUUAGAGUUAUAGUUGAAACAAUUUAUUAGCAUAGUUUUUUUAGUUUUGAUCUUGUAGCAACAUUUCUACACAGAUCGGUCCCAGCAGAAGAUGACAGGAUUCUCUCUGGCGGUUUUUAAAUCUCGUUUAAAGACCCACUCUUACGCUUUGGCUUUUAGACAGUGACUCGUUUUAGUGUUUUAUUGUAUCAUUGUUUUAAUGUGUUCUUAGUAUUCAUCAUGUUUUAUCUGCUUUUGAUUGGGAUUUUUAUCCUCUGUUUUAGUUCUUUCGAAGGAUUGUGUUUUGUUUUAGCCUGUGCAGCACUUUGGGCAGCUCCCAUGCUGCGUUUUAAAUGUGCUAUAUAAAUAAACUAUGCUAUGCUUCUCAGCUGUUGCCAUGGCUCUGGCCUUUGUGGCAGUUUGAUUGAGUCACACAGCUCUUUGAUUUUUGAGGGGCUCUGAUCGACAUGUACUCAAAUGGCCCAAAGCUUCUUUACCAUGACUCAGCAGCUUCCUUCAUCCCUGUUGUCUCAAUGAGCAGAAAAGGCUCAAUAUGUCCCCAAAUGAGUGAAUCAUCUGUUAUUUUCAGCUGUAAUUGUGCCUUCAUCUUGCUACUUUUUGUUCAAUGUUUAAAUUGUGUAAACAAAAGGAAAUUUGGGUUUUAUUUAAAAACUUUUUUUUUUUUUUCCAUUGGGUUCAACAAUCACAUGAUGAAUGGCAGCCCAAGGAACAGGAAAAGGCCCAAAGACUGUUCAGGACUAAGCCAUAAGACAAACUUUAAUCGCUAACCCUCUUGGACGCCUUUUCAUAAGCAACUUUUGUUACACCCAGCUUUCUGCUGUGCUACUUUUAUUUUGCAUUGUAUAGCUGUUAAAGAUCCAUGUGCCUAUGAUGAGUUCUGCUACUUCUGUUUGACACUAAAUAAAACACAUGUUUGAUCUUG
This is a messenger RNA of Nothobranchius furzeri (turquoise killifish), 12867 nucleotides long. The record is from RefSeq and is a predicted model, not a curated record. Lineage: Eukaryota; Metazoa; Chordata; Actinopteri; Cyprinodontiformes; Nothobranchiidae.